AUGCGCCCGCUGCGCUUCCUCGCCCUCGGCUUCGCCUCCGUCGGGGCUGCGGCGACGCUGUCCGACGGGGAGAUGAACACCCUGCUGCGCACCGACGCCGUGUCUCUUGCCAUGAAAGCCCAGCCCAUGUUCCUCAUGGGCCAGAUGCUCCGCAGACAGCCAUGCAUUCCGACCUUUGCCACCAACGGCAGUGCGCAGGCCAGGCCCUCCAAGCUGUGUGACUGGCCAGACGCGGCAUGCGACUGCCGGGCCCCCAAUGUCCCGGUCGGGACUCCCCUGCCGUCGUUCCCCGUCUACUUCGUGUACAGCCAGUGUUCCAACUCGUCGGUGCGGGUGGCCUAUAACCUGUUUUACACAAAGGACGGGUAUACGCCCGAGAACUUGUUCGGCCAUCCUCUCGACUGGGAGCGUGUCGUCGUCGUCUGGAACAGAACCCGUCCCGAUGAAUGGUCACCCUCGAGACUCUUCCUCUCUCAACACACGGGCUACCAGCGCAUCGACUGGGGUCGCAUCAAGAACACAUUCGCCACGGGAGAUUCUGCCCGGCCGCGCGGUGGGUGUGACGGAGUCAAAAACCUGGAUCAUCCAAAGGUCUACAUUGCCAACGCGAAGCAUGACAUGCACCAGGAGAAGAAAACGGCAUUCGUCGAUGUUCUGUCGCAGCUUACGGAUAAUGCCUUCAGAUCCGACGAUUGGUGGUAUUUCCCGCAACGGGGAGACUAUAUACUGGCUGACCUGUCGACAAGCAUCGGCAGAUUGAUCGCCAGCUUUGACUGGCACGAAGCCGAUGCGUCUCCAAACAAGGUCGCGGCAAAGCUCUGCUCGGCAUAA
This is a messenger RNA of Ustilaginoidea virens, 831 nucleotides long. RefSeq lists its product as uncharacterized. The transcript is spliced from 5 exons. Lineage: Eukaryota; Fungi; Ascomycota; Sordariomycetes; Hypocreales; Clavicipitaceae. The record is from RefSeq and is a predicted model, not a curated record. Bases 1 to 831 code for a protein of 276 amino acids.